GUGCUUUUGAUGCUCUUCAUCACCCUGGCCCAAGGAGCGAAGGUCAAGUCACUUGAGGCGGCCAUCAGCUCUGCCAUCAAAGAGGCGCUGGCUCCCACAGGCGAAGCUGCCAAUGGGACGCUUUCAAGCCCUGCGGGACAGCGACUUACUGAGGAGGAGAUUCGAUACAUGCUGAGCCUGGCGCGUGAGGGAGGAGAUGGGCUGAGCCGCAUCGAGGUCCAUCGAAUCCGUAAGAAGGAUCCAUUAACAGGGGAGGAGUAUGAUGGCGUCUUCUACAACGAGAGCUAUGACAAGGAGGGCACCAACAUCUGUCAUCAGGAUGGGGACCGUGUCACGCCGACGGCAGCAGUGAUCGAGAAAGCGGAGCGGCUUCUCGAAAACGAUGCCGGUGUCUUGCUGGCGAAGGCUGUUGCAGCCUACAUUCGCAUUGCAGAGUACUUGGGGAAGGAACUCUACCACAUGGAGGCCGAGGUCGGAUCCGCAACGCCGCCGGAGGAGCCGAGUGGCACAAUGAUCACCAGGAUGACCAUGGAUUGGUUAGAGAAGUUGAAUGAGAUGCAGGCGGAGGCAGGUCAAAUGCUGUGCCCAAACAGUCCCGAGUUUCUUCUUGUCUGUAUCAAGCAGACCAACUGCCUCUUGGAGAUUGCUGCAGAAGCCGACCCCCACGGAAUCACUCCCGGCAGAAUGGCUACCUACCUGGAAGUGGAGAAAGAGGUCACUGACCACUACGAAGAGUUUGCGAUUCAGGCCCAGAUUGGCUUGCCACAUAUGCCAGGACUUUGUGAACAGGAGACGGCCAGCAUCGCCAGCAUUCCCAACACAGGUUCCUUGCUGCAAUCGGAGAGCACCGCAGCAAAGGUAGCGAACAGCGAACGGCAGAGCCGCGCAGUGGCUGCUGUGUUCCAUACACAGCGGGCAGCCGCCAGGACAGUGCGUGCCCUCGCAGACCAUUCGAAGCUGUAUUUGCUGGAGGAAUCUUUCUUCGCUCACACUUGGAAGAAGGCGUGCGAGCUCAUCGGGUGCUGGACGACCUCUUUUGUCGAUAUCAUGGAUGCGUCCGCCGGACACAUUGCGGAACUUGUGGAUGUGAAUGCGUCCUGGCAUGCUGUGAAGACCCACCACGUAGGCUUCAUGCAGUUCAGGACGUCUGUAUGGCAGGCCAUGAAUGCAAGCUCUGAUUUCCAUACAAAUUUCAGAAAGUUCAUCUACGGAACAGGCCGGGCAAAGGGGGCGAGGCGUGUGGAUCACGUUUACAAGGAGGCGAGCGACGUGCUUUCCACCGCCCUUGCCUUGGAGAACAGACAGAAUGCCGACUCCCAGUCCGAGGACAGCAAGGCCGGAAGAAGAAGGAGUUCUCCUCGGAGACGGGGGAGGAGAAGGGAGUUCUUCAAAGUAUCUGGCAUGGGCGCGGAAAUCUAUGGCGAGGGAUGGUGGUGCCUGAGCUGGCGGGCCAAUGAAUUUAGCAGCUUCCAGAGGAAGUUCCCUUUCGAGUCUACGAAGUGGGGUGCAGCGGUGGGCUACAGCAUGGCUGUGGGCGAUCCGCAGGAGUUUGAGGUCUGGGUCCAGGCCAUGAAGGGGAACCACCCGGCCGUCUUUGAGCUCGCGGUCGGCUUGACGAUCGGCUUCAUUCCUAGCCUACCCACCGGGCAGGGUGUGCGGGCUGGCGUGACCGUUGGCGGGACCUUGACCCUAGCGACCAAUGGCCCAAAAGUCGGCAUCAAGCUUGGGCUUGGCGUGAGUGCAGUGAAUGGCAUUGCAACGUCAGCAGACUGUAGCCCGAAAAGAGGCGACAUUGGUGGCUUCAAGUGCAUGAAAGGGGUGUCUGCAUCGUUCACCAUCUUCUGCAAGAGCUUCGACUUUUCCAGCGGUGACAGCGAUGCCCAGCAAGAUGACCCAUGCUCCACAGACGGCAAGUACUACAAAGAGAUACAGAGGCGCCGGGUUCCUUGGAACAACAAGUACGUCCGCCGGCGUGAGACCAACAUGCCGGGCCAAGGUCGAUCGUCGGAGAAGAACGCAGUUGCUUGCCGUGACCGCUGCAACCGGGUCUCGGGUUGCAUGCACUAUACCUUUUACCAGGACGGCGGCUGCCAUCUCCAAAGCAGCGACAGUGAGCUUCAUGGGGGAUGGUAUGUCAGGUCUGGCCCAGGCCGGCCAGAAGACUGCUGUGCAGUACCGAAGGUGAACCAAAUCGGAAGCGUCUCGGAGUCCAUCGCGGCCUGGAAGCUCUGCCGCGACAACAAGUGGGGAGUCUUCGUCUCCCACCGCUCCGGAGAGACCGAGGACACCUUCAUUGCUGACCUGACGGUUGGCUUGGGCACCGGCCACCUGAAGACCGGCGCUCCCUGCAGGAGCGAGCGCCUGGCCAAGUACAACCAGCUGCUGCGCAUUGAGGAGGAGUCGUCGCUCCCCUACUGCGGAAGCCACUUCCGGGCUCCCUGGGCCAUGCCAACCUCCGGAGGCUACGCCUGA
This is a messenger RNA of Symbiodinium necroappetens, 2472 nucleotides long. Lineage: Eukaryota; Dinophyceae; Suessiales; Symbiodiniaceae. The record is from the annotation of a GenBank genome assembly.